GUAACUGAAGGUUGCAUGACAAAUCAUUGUCCCGAUUUCAAAAUUGCUACCUUUCUAUCAACAAGAUAUCCCAACUGCGCUUGCGCGUAUCAAUACCUGGCAGAAUCGGUUACCAUGUACCACUGCCGCCACAUCACAUUUCUUGAAUGUAUUUGAACGAUACCACAUCGUCAAAUUCUUGAUGUAAAACAUGCGCAGUUGGAAAUUUGGAAUACAGAACUUGGCACAGUGAAAGAUAAUGGACCUUUGUUCGAUCGUGGAUAAUAUCGUGAUAGAUGUAAAAAUCAAAUCAUUAUGCCAAAUACCAUCAGUAGCUCCGCGAGGAAAUAUGCAGUGCUGUAAACCUUCACACAAACAAACAAAUAAACAAAUAAACAAGUCUAACUGUGUGGCAUCGGUUAUACAUUCUGUAUAACAAAUUCCAAAGACUUGUUUCUGGCAUCAUAAAAAGAACCAUUCUAGGAUUUUACAGUAACACUUUGCUUGAAUGAUGGCCGGCUGUACAUUUCUCGUGGGACUAGUACUCGCAGUGUUCGUGGGGAGAGCAAGUUGCCUCAGCUGUGGUGACACUUCGGGUGGCAUUUGCCCCCCUGGUUGGCAGAACUGGGGCGAAUCGUGCUUUGCGAUAACUACAUACAGUCUCAAUUGGUAUGACUCGGCCGACAGAUGCCGACAAUUGGGCGGUAAACUGGCUGCACCGCGUUCAGCUGAGGAGAACGCGUUCGUCAGCGGUCUCAUCGGCCCUCAACACGCAUGGAUCGCCUGUAACGAUCUGGAGGAAGAAGGAAAAUGGCUCUGCGACGAGAAUCGUUGGUAUAGGAAUUGGCAAGGGGGGCAACCUGAUGAUGACCUUCAGCGGCAAGAUUGCGCUCAUAUGAUACGAUAUUCCGGACAGUGGGGUGACGACUAUUGCCCGUACUACCGGCUCGUCGCUGUAUGCAAGCGCCGAGUGGCAGUUAACAGCCGUCUGUUGCGUUCUUGGCGCCUCCUCUCCGCGUGUCUGAUUGGCCACGUGUUGUCGGAGUAUCCAAUCAGCAGUCUCGACCACUGCGCCUGGCUGUGCUCCCAAGAUCCCGGAUGUCGGUCGUUCAAUGUCGUUCAUCGUGGUUACGGAGAGAAGUUAUGUCAGCUCAACAGCGCAACAAGGCAUGAUGUAGAUUCACCACAGUUUCAUGUAGGCAAGAAAGGUGUGUGUAUCUACGGAGAAAAGUAACUGGUUACAAAAUUGAGAUCAAAACAGAUAAAAAUAUUUUCUGUGAGAAUUAUAUAUAGCAGAAAACAAAACAACUUCCAAAAUGUAUGAUUCACGUUGGACUGCACCAUUAUGGUUGCACUUUUAAAAGAAUAAGCAAUUGGUUAUGUAGGCCCUAUGUCUAUCGAAAUAUUUCUUAAUGCAAUUUUAAAUUAGCGAUUUCCUUUUUACCGUCAAGCACAACUUAAUAACUCAGUUAAACGUCCCUGUUUUAUAUCAUAAAACGACAUCGUGUAGCCUAUUUCUUUGGAUCAUUUUAAGCGGAUUCAGUGUAAAGGAGUGAAAUCUGAAAAGGCGAUUAUAUAGAACAAGUUUCUCAACUUCCAAAGCAAAAUGAAAAAAAAAAAAUCCCCAAUGUAAAUACGAGGUCAGGUGGGACCUUGAAUACAAAACACGUGAUUAAAAAAAUAACAUAUACAUGUAUAUAGCUGAAAUGUAACUAGAUAUGAAUAUUUAUAGAAUUUCGCUGAAAACUUUCUGCACCGAAGCGCGCUAUUAUAAACAACCAUUUUAAAAAUUGUAAAAAGGCC
Molecule: messenger RNA, 1782 nt
Organism: Patiria miniata (bat star)
Lineage: Eukaryota; Metazoa; Echinodermata; Asteroidea; Valvatida; Asterinidae
Product: perlucin-like protein
Exons: 1
Coding region: 488-1213 (241 amino acids)
Source: RefSeq, a predicted model, not a curated record